Blumeria graminis f. sp. triticale is the source of this 1560-nucleotide messenger RNA. The record is from the annotation of a GenBank genome assembly. NCBI's taxonomy places the organism in Eukaryota, Fungi, Ascomycota, Leotiomycetes, Helotiales, Erysiphaceae.
AUGUCAACAGAGAAGUUCCCAGACCAUAGAGAGUCCAUCGAGAAUUUAUCAACUUCUUCAUCAAGUCCAAUCAAACAACCGGAAUAUAUGAGCAACGUUGGAAAUUUAGAAAGAUGGCUGCCAAGGAAGGAUAGUCUACGAGGCGAUGCACGAGCUAAUGGACACCCAAACAAUGGCAGCAGGUCCUACAGACAAAAAAGUCUGAGUGAAGCGAUUAGUGCGAUAAAGACACCCAAAGUUAGCAUUCCUUCAAAUGUACAUGAAGUUACAGAUGCUCUGAAAGCACCGGUCUCGGCAAAACUUAUUAUUCUUUGCAUUAUUUGGUAUCUAUCGAGUGCUCUCACCAACACAUCAUCUAAAGCGAUUCUCAAUGCUUUUCCCAAACCUGCGACACUUACGAUGAUACAGUUCGCAUUUGUUGCCUUCUUCUGCUUCUUCUUUUCCUGGAUGUCAAUUAUUCAUCCGCCACUCCGUGACCUUAUUCCAGCCCUCCGGCACGGUAUAAGAUAUCCGACACGAGAUGUCCUUGCAACAACUCUGCCUCUGGCUGCAUUUCAAAUAGGAGGUCAUCUACUUUCUGCUUCCGCAACCGCUAAAAUACCCGUCUCUCUCGUUCACACGAUUAAGGGACUCUCUCCUCUCUUCACCGUCAUUGCCUAUCGAUUUGUAUUCAAUAUUCGAUACCCAUUGGCUACUUACUUAUCACUUGUCCCGCUUACUCUAGGUGUUAUGCUUGCUUGCUCAGCCUCCUUCGCAGGUAACCUAUUUGGGAUUUUUUAUGCCCUCAUAGCUGCCCUUAUUUUUGUCACCCAAAAUAUUUUCUCUAAACGGCUUUUUAACGAGGCAGCUGUUGCCGAAUCAUCUGGUAUUAAAUCUCGAAAACUAGACAAGUUGAAUUUGCUGUGCUACUCUUCAGCCUUGGCAUUCCUCCUAACAUCCCCAAUAUGGUUUUGGUCCGAGGGUCUAGACCUGCUGAAGGAUUUCUUUCAUGAUGGGACUCUUGACCUAGCUGCAGGAACACCGUCAAGACCAGCGUUUGACCAUGGUCGUCUUGCAAUAGAGUUUAUAUUUAACGGCACUUUUCACUUUGCACAAAACAUAAUUGCAUUUGUCUUGCUAUCUAUGGUUUCACCAGUAACAUAUUCCAUAGCAUCUCUCAUCAAACGCGUAUUUGUCGUCAUCAUUGCCAUAUUCUGGUUUCAAAAUGCUACUACAAAAAUACAAGCCUUCGGUAUUGCUUUGACGUUCUUCGGGCUCUACCUUUAUGAUCGAACCAAGAAUGAUAAAGUCGAUCGUAAGGCCAAACUGAUGAAUUCGAAUGUAGAAGUUCUUCCUCAUUUUAAUCCUCAAAAAAACAACGCCGUUGAAACAUUAAGUUUGGCACGAAGUAAUGGGUACGCUCUAGCGCGAUCAAGUAUCGAUAAAAGGGACGAUAAACUCGGAAGCAUUAGAGGAGCCCGUCAACGCGGUAUGAGUAACCCUGCAUGGCUCUCGGCUGGUACACGCCAGGAAGAGACAUGGCGAUCUGUAGAAACCCGAGCUCUUGGCGUGGCAGGUUAG